AUGCAUGCGCCUUCGCCGUCGCACAUCCUCCGCAUCCACGCGGCAGACGUCACCGUCGUGUCCUUCUCUAAGGAUAACGAGCGGCUAUACUCCGGCGACACGUCGGGCAGCGUGUUCGUCACCUCGACGCGUACAUUACGGCCCAUUGCUACAUGGAAGGCGCACUUGGAUGGCCUCCUCGGCGUGCAAGAGUGGGCAUCGAACAUAGUCACUCACGGCCGGGACAACAAGCUGCACGUCUGGAAGCGUGUCCUUCCUCCUCCUCUAGUCGGCAGCACCGUGUCCAGUCCAGAUCUUCCUACUCCUGAACUGCAGUAUUCUCUGGAUGUGAAUGCUCUGAAUUUUUGUCGUUUCUCUUUGCUUCGGGCCCCUUUGUCUGGCGCGGAGUCUUCAGCAGCACCUACAACGGAACAUGCUCUCAUCGCCAUUCCGAACCUCAUUGAAUCCUCUUUGGCAGAUGUCUGGGAACUACCUUCUUGCUCAAGAAUCCAUGCAGCUAUUGGAAAAGUAGAAGCUCCCGAAAUUGGCUUGAAAAGUUGGCAGAUCGAUUCCGAUGGCCGCAUUCUAAUGGCACUACACCUCUUUAUCAAAUCAAGCCGACUUCAUUUACUGUCUGCAUACGAGAUUGGAGAGGUCACUCUGCGCCGACGCAUUUCCGGUGAACAUGAGAAGACCAUCGAAGGUCGAGGCUGGGAAUGCAUAUGGAGAACAAGACAACAUGCUGAGUCCGUAAUGGCGAUGUCCGUUUCAUCCGAUGCUUCAUUCGCUCUGACUGUAUCAGCAGACCUAAUAAUUGUCCGAUAUGCAUUAGAUGUGCACGAAAACCGUUUUACAAGACAUAGGAUCAGACAACCAGGCAACGGUGCCAUUGCACUACGUUCCGACGGAUGCGUCUGUGCAGUUGGUGGGUGGGACGGAAAAGUUCGCUUAUUCUCAACGAAGUCCUUCAAGUCACUCGGAACUCUGUCAUAUCACACAAAGAAUUGUCAGGCAGUUGCUUUUGCGCAUUCAAAUCCACAGCAAUUUCCAGAAACUUCGGAGGACGAUGACGAACUGACCGAAGAGGAACGAGAAGGUCGAAGUCGAUGGCUCGCAGUCGGCUCACAGGACCAUCGUCUAACGAUUUGGGAGCUAAUCAGCUUUCGCAAAGAAGCGCGUUGA
Molecule: messenger RNA, 1161 nt
Organism: Fomitiporia mediterranea MF3/22
Lineage: Eukaryota; Fungi; Basidiomycota; Agaricomycetes; Hymenochaetales; Hymenochaetaceae
Product: WD40 repeat-like protein
Exons: 7
Coding region: 1-1161 (386 amino acids)
Molecular function (GO): protein binding
Source: RefSeq, a predicted model, not a curated record